Fonsecaea pedrosoi CBS 271.37 is the source of this 543-nucleotide messenger RNA. RefSeq lists its product as uncharacterized. The transcript has 2 exons. NCBI's taxonomy places the organism in Eukaryota, Fungi, Ascomycota, Eurotiomycetes, Chaetothyriales, Herpotrichiellaceae. Bases 1 to 543 code for a protein of 180 amino acids. The record is from RefSeq and is a predicted model, not a curated record.
AUGUGGUGUCGAAUUGACCAAGCUAAUGUGGACAUCGAAUUUGAGUCUCACGUCGAGAAAACACACGACCCGUUGGACUGGUACCCAUCCUCUACACAUCGACUGCCUCUCGAAUCGACCAUGUAUCGUCUCCCACAGACUUUACCGAAGGGCCGUACACUUCCUCACCUCUGCUCUCACCGAAACACCCGUCCCUUGUCAAGCCUCGGGUUUCUCUACAAUUCCAAUCAACACUCCCAGCCAUCUUCUACGGAUAGCACAACUAGCAACGCUGCUCACGAUUCCCUUCCCGGCUGGGGCGGUCGGCAUGCCCGUGACCACGCAGUUAAACGUCCCGCUCAUGACGUUCAAGCCGAGACUUCACAGCAGGGGAUGAAUGAUCAUGAAGAGAUGAAAGAAGGUAGCGAUGCCAUUUCACGCAGGGAUGAAAGAGACAGCAACAAGAAGGCAAAGGAGGAGCAUCCUGAAGCACCAGAGCCGGUGAUUGGGAUGAAUGAUGAAAGAGGAUCAGUAUGUCGCAUAUCCUCCAUUGUCCUGCUAUGA